This is a messenger RNA of Mercenaria mercenaria, 843 nucleotides long. RefSeq lists its product as uncharacterized. The transcript is spliced from 6 exons. Lineage: Eukaryota; Metazoa; Mollusca; Bivalvia; Venerida; Veneridae. The record is from RefSeq and is a predicted model, not a curated record. Bases 310 to 843 code for a protein of 177 amino acids.
UCAGUAUUCAUAAUAGAAAGAAAGUAAAGACAAUAAUAUUUUAGCAAUAAUUUUACCUUUGGGUCAAUUAAAAGACAUUGCAAUAUUUACAUUUACAAUUUUUUGUUGACAGUUUUACCCAUUUGUCACCUAGGUGAACUGUAAUGCAGGACUUACACCUCGUGUCCGUACUGUCAAAUAUGCAGAAAUAUGCAUGAAAUGGAGACAACAAUGCCAAGUAAAUCAGUAUUGCCAGCCACAGACACUGACACUUGAAUACCAAAAAAAUACUGGCUGAAGAACGAACAGUGCAGAUCAUGAUCAGACUGCAUGGAAGGCAGAAUUAAUCAUGUCCAGGAUGAUGAGAAUCAGGAGCUGGAGGAGUUGGUUGAUGUUGAUAUAGAAGAGGGAGAGAUUGAUGGUCAUCAUGACCCUCAAAUGAUCAGUCAGAUCUUGUCCGAAGCUGAUCUGGACAUUAAUGAUACAACUAAUAGGCAGACCAUAUUGAUGAUCCAGAUGGGGGCUCAGAUAGUGCCGCAUACCCUGAUGAUAAUGGUAAUGAUGGAAAUGAUGAUGACGAUGAUGAUGAUGAUGAAGAAAAUGACAAUGAUGAUCAUGAUGAUGAUGAUAAUGAAGAUGAUUAGGGAUCAGAAUCUGGAAAGUGAUAGCUUUGACUUCCAGCCAGAGAGUGGUUCCUUUUGUCAGACAUUUAACAAUCAUUUUGUCGUCCAUGCUGGCGAGAUGUUUGGAGGCAUGACCCUGAAGUUGCUGGGCCCACAAACAUUGGCAGAAGAGCUACAGCAUACAAACAGUAUGAACACCAUGGCAGGCCCGCACACACAAGACAAGGGUGGUCCUCUCUAA